This is a messenger RNA of Alternaria atra, 1500 nucleotides long. RefSeq lists its product as uncharacterized. Bases 1 to 1500 code for a protein of 499 amino acids. The record is from RefSeq and is a predicted model, not a curated record. The transcript has 3 exons. NCBI's taxonomy places the organism in Eukaryota, Fungi, Ascomycota, Dothideomycetes, Pleosporales, Pleosporaceae.
AUGAAUGGAACGCCGCUACGACUAUGGACGUUACCCAUCCAGCCCAACUCACUGGUUUCCGUUUUCUCGACGAUUACGAUAUCCUCCCUCCUCGUACCAAUAGCAGAGAGUAUUGGCCAACUCAAAUGGGAUUACUUCAGUCGACCCAGGAAUAUUCGGAGCAUACAGAUACUUGAUGAAGCUAGUCGAGGGCUAUGGGGGGCUUUCGUGUUUCUUUGGAGAGCCCGCGGCACUGCACUCCUCGCUACGCUCGGCGCGAUCAUCACAGUUCUGAUGCUUGGUUUUGAGCCUUACACACAGCAAAUCAUCAAACUACAUACCCAGAGGACAAUCUUGUCGAACACGACUGGCUUUGUCGCGUCCACCUACUUCUUUACACACUCGGUUUUCGUGGAAAAAAUAGAGUUUCCGCAAGACCUUUCUUAUCAAAUGGCUACUGGCUUGCUGGCUUCUAUAAUUGAUCAGCCAGUCAUGAUGCCAAACAAUUCCUACUGCCCGACAUUGGAGUGUGACGUCAGCAAUUAUAUUUCUCUUGCUGUACAUGGAUUUUGCAAGACCCAAGACAUCAGCUUCAGCAAAGACUCUGAGUACUGUUACUACCAACUCAUGGCAGGUUUCCCAAAGAACAUCACCCUUUCCGUCUGGGAAGGUCGCGCAGCUAUUGGACUUUUACCCAAUAUAACCACAAGUGAGCGGAUUACACUACAUGCCUACUUCAAAGCCGCAGUAGCUGAGGACGAAGAGGGAAGUGUUUGGGUUAGAGAAUGCUUUAUACUUCGGGAUUUUGACAACCACACAGCCUUCAAACUUAGGUACCAGGUGACGCCUCAAUACGAAGGCUCGCGACUCGGCUCAGGGGAAGUACUCGUAUUGAGGAAUGAGACCGAGUUUAUCUUGUUCGAGGAGCCGGAUAGUGGACCCUGGCAUCGGACCAUGGAACUAUCUCACGGCCCACCUAAUUCGAACGACUCUGUAGGAACAACUCACCUGUGGUGGUCGACCUCAAGCUCCACGUGGAUUCUAGAAACGAUUCUAGAGUCCUAUGUGAUAAUCCGUGAGGGAGGUGACCCGAGACACAAGCUAUCAGGCUGUAUCUCGGGUUCUGAUACGGCAAAUGCAGCGCUAGAUGGGGAGACGAAUCUACCCAAGGUAACGACGAUAAUGACUCCAACAUGUUUCACGUCGACUUCGGAUCUUAUUGCCAUGGAGCAGCUAGAUCGCUUCGGAGAGAUGAGCGGAACUUUUACCAAGUGUCGCCCUAGCCUCUGCGCGCGCCACUACUCCAACGUCUCGAUCAGAGGUAGCAGCGAUAGAAUCGCCAACACAUUUGACUUGCUGUCAAACAUUGACCUGCCACUAAACACGUCUUUCAUGGCGAUGGACAAUUACGCAAACGGUUCUGCACUGUACAAUGCAAAUGACGACCUGGGCAACAAUUUGAUCCUGGACCGAACCGCUGUCAGACGAUUAGGGCGCUUCUUCUUUGCAACAAUUAGAUAA